AUGAGUAAAUUAAAAGAUUCUUCAGAAGAAUAUUCAUCCACAAAAUAUACUCCAUUAACAACAACAUCAUCUUCCUCUUCUACUUCUACAAAAAUUAAACCACCUUUAUGGAAUACUUUUGAAUUUUAUAUUUAUUAUGUUGCAGUAGCAUUUAGUGUCUUUUAUGCGUUCAAAUCUGUAUAUGACUUGAGUCAAGAAACGCAUCCAAAUUAUUCAUAUUAUUCAAAAUAUUUAUCAAAAGGAUGGAUGUUUGGACGAAAAUUGGAUAACACAGACACUCAACUUGCUACUUUCAGAAAUAAUUAUUUUUUAUUAGCAUUUGCAUUAAUAAUUUAUUUAAUUAUAAUAUUUGAAGGUUCUAUUUUUAAUCCAUCAAUAACUUGGAUAUUUAAUUUAUCUGUAUUAUUUUUGAAUGAGGGUUAUUCUGGAUAUAAAUUUAGUAGUAUUAAUGAUCAUUUGGAAUUUUUGAGAAAACCCAAGGAUGCAAUAUUUUUCACAGAAACGGAGAGAAUUAUUACUCCAUGUUGUAAAGAAGAUUAUAAUUUUAUUUAUUAUUUAAGUUACAUUCUCUAUACACCAUUAUUUCUGGCUGGACCUAUAAUUACGUAUAAUGAUUUCAUCUCUCAAUUAAGAUAUUCUCGUGAUAUAGAUAUAAAAGGUGUAUUCUUAUAUGGAAUACGACUUUUAGGAGCAAUACUUUUAAUGGAAGUCAUGCUUCAUUAUAUUUAUGUUGUUGUGAUUGGUAAAGCAAGAGCAUUUUGGGCAAUGGCAGAUGGAAUUAUUGCACAAGAAAAUAUGAUGAGAUGUAUGAUGAAUAAUUAUUCAACUAGUGGAUUUUGGCGUAGGGGAAAUAAAAAUCCAGUAUUUAAUAUCUUAGUAAUAUUUACAUUUGUUGCACUUUGGCAUGAUAUUUCAUUAAAACUACUAGCAUGGGGUUGGCUAAUUUGGUUAUUUAUUUUACCUGAAAAAAUAGGUAGAACAAUUUUUUCAGAAAAAAAGUGGGGUGAUUGGCCAUAUUAUAGACAUUUGUGUGCGGUUGGAGCUGUGGCAAAUUUAUUAAUGAUGUGGAUGGCAAAUUUAAUUGGAUUUGCUAUUGGAUUAGAUGGAAUGAAAGUUUUAUUGAUAAAUAUUUUUAUGACAAAAGAUGCCGUAGGACUUACUGGCUUGGGAAUUUUUUGUGGAGCACAAAUUAUGUUUGAAAUCAGGGAAGAAGAAAAAAGAAAAGGAAUUAAUCAAGAAAUAAGAUAUUAA
Diversispora eburnea is the source of this 1251-nucleotide messenger RNA. NCBI's taxonomy places the organism in Eukaryota, Fungi, Glomeromycota, Glomeromycetes, Diversisporales, Diversisporaceae. The record is from the annotation of a GenBank genome assembly.